Drosophila mojavensis is the source of this 1770-nucleotide messenger RNA. RefSeq names its product ribonuclease T2 (gene RNaseX25). Gene Ontology annotation, molecular function: RNA binding; ribonuclease T2 activity. Gene Ontology annotation, biological process: RNA catabolic process. Gene Ontology annotation, cellular component: extracellular region. Lineage: Eukaryota; Metazoa; Arthropoda; Insecta; Diptera; Drosophilidae. The record is from RefSeq and is a predicted model, not a curated record. Bases 224 to 1234 code for a protein of 336 amino acids. The transcript has 2 exons.
UAGCAGCGCAAAAGAAAAAAGGAAAAAAACAAAAACAAAAGAAGUGCAUAAAAACAACUUACAAAUUUUUUUCAUACUAUUGCGAAUAGAAAGCUAAACAAAUCUUAUAAAAUAUUAAAAAAGGCAAAUAAGUGCUGAGCUCGCAGAUUGCGUAAAAUGCGUCAUAUUUGUAUUGAAUAAUAAAUAAUAACUUAACUGCGUUAUUUUAAAACAAAAGUCAAUUAUGAAGAAACUGCAAAAGUAUUUGCUUUCCUUGACGAUUUUAUCAUGCAGCCUUGCUGUGACAAAUACGAGUCCUUUUAGCGCUCUUGAUGAAAUAUCCGAUUCGGGUGUCGCCCUGGCCAACGCAUCGGAUGAAUCAAGCAGCUCCGUUGAGCAACCUCUGAAGCGGCCCAGCGCUGCGGAUUUCUCGGACGAAGAUGAUGAGGACAACGAGGAUUAUCCACUGUAUACGAAUCUCGUUGGCAGGGAUCCGCAUAGCUGGGAUGUGCUUGUCUUUACGCAGCAAUGGCCGGUGACUACGUGCUAUCAUUGGAGGGAGGAGGAUCCAUCGCACGAGUGCACCCUGCCGCAGAAGAAGGAAUUCUGGACCAUCCACGGCAUCUGGCCGACCAAAAUGGGCCAAUUCGGACCGAACUUCUGCAAUAAGUCCGCUGAAUUCAAUCCGGAGCUAUUAGAAUCGAUUAUGGAUCGCUUGAAUACCUACUGGUUGGAUCUGGAAGGAGAAGCGUCACAGGAUUACCUCUGGAAGCACGAAUGGCUGAAGCACGGUACCUGCGCUGCUGCCCUUGAGGCGCUAAACAACGAGCUGAAGUACUUCGGACAGGGAUUGAAUUGGCGCGAACAGUACGUCAUGUCCAAGAUCCUGGAUGACUCUGGCAUACAUCCCGACUCGAACAAUACAGUGAUUGCUUUGAACAACGCUUUGGUGCGCGGCCUGGGCAAGAAUCCAUCCAUCCACUGCUUAUACGAUGGCAAACACGGCAUUAGCUACCUAUCGGAGAUACGCAUAUGCUUCAACAAGUCCCUGGAGCUGAUCGAUUGCGAUGGCAUCAAGCUGGGCGAUGUGAUGGCCGUCAGAUAUCCAGGUGGCACCGUGAACACCAAUUGCCACAUCAGCAAUCCUGUGCAUUAUCCUAGCCUGGUGCCGCCACUGCAACGCAAGGGCGAGUGGAAAUUCCCCUUGGUCAACGUCUACAAACUGUUGCAGUUCCUCAUGUGGUUUACACUGUAAAGAACUACCCAUCCGUCUCUCUACUUUCGAGUAUUUCCUUUGUCAUUUGUUAUAAUCCACAACAAAAAAGAAGCAUAUGAGAUCUUAUUACACUAUUUUUUUUAUAUCUAUACUAUAACUGUAUUAGAAGCAAAAAGCAACCUGAACUUGAGGCUAAAUUUUGAUGAAUCGUGCAAACCAUAUCAGAGAAAGUACAUACAUAUAUGUCUUGAUAAGAAAACCAUAUAAUAUUUCGCUAUGUAUCAGGCUUGAGGCUAAAUUGUAAACAAAAGGAUGACUAAUCAUGUAAAUCAUAUCACGAUUCCAUCAGCCCAAGUUGCAUGAUCGUGUAAACCAUGUAUGAACUAUGUAUAUCAGGACUUGAGGGUAAAUUGUAUUAAAUGGAGCUGAGUGACUAUGUAAGCCACAUGACGAUAAUACCUAUAUAUUGUGUAAACCAUACCACAACUAUAUGUAUAUCUCUUUAUAUCAAAAAGACGUUUUUGUGUAUGCAACUGUUUGUGAUUAUCAAUAUCAAAAUAUAAAUAGAAAAUACA